UGAUUCACACGCGUUUCGAAGCGUCAGCGCAUGCGCACUUUCACUCUAGGGCUGCUGCCGUCCUUUGGGUCAAAACCGAAAGUAAACUCGGCGAGGAGAAUCCAAAAUAAGAAGACGACUUGUGAAGACUUGCCAUAAACAUCACAUUCCACGACGAGUCUCCAGCUCGCGCGCCAGUAGGCUCUUCAUGUAUCACACCCGUGCUUCUGAAGGUGUGAAGUCAGUUUGUCAUUAUGGAGAACAGAGAGAGCAGAGAGAGAUCUUCAUCUCCUGAUCUUCCUCUUAACCUCAGUGCUGAUCCAGUGACCUCUGACCCCAGCAGAGCAGAUGGAGAGAGAAGCAUCUCUGGAGGAGCCUCCUCUGUCUUCCUUCUGAACAACACGAGUGUUACAGUGUCUCUGAAUAAACAUGAUCAAGCAGUGAUUGAUGAACUACAGAGAGUCAAAGAGCAGCACAAAACCAGCAUGAAGAACAAGUAUGAGAGAUUAUUUGAGAGACUGAAACUCCAGGAGAAUGAAAGCCUCCUAAACAGGAUCUACACACAGCUCUACAUCAUAGAGGGAGAGAGAGAAGGAGUGAAUGAAGAACAUGAGGUUUUACAGAUGGAGAAAACAGCCAGAACAAAACACUCACAAGACACUCCAAUCGACUGCAAUGACAUCUUUAAAGCCUCCGCUGAACCAGGAUGUGAAGAGAAAGAGCAGAUCAAGACUGUUCUUACUAAAGGCAUCGCUGGAAUCGGAAAAAAAAAAACCGUCUCUGUGCAGAAGUUCGUUCUGGACUGGGCCGAGGGAAAAGCCAAUCAGGAUGUAGAUUUCAUGUUUGUGCUUCCAUUUCGAGAGCUAAACUUGAUCCGAGAUCAUCAGUACAGUCUUCACAGCCUUCUGCUGGACUUUCAUCCUGAACUUCAAGAUCUGGACUCACAGAUUUAUGAGGAGUGUAAAGUUGUGUUCAUCUUUGAUGGUCUGGAUGAAAGCAGAAUCACACUGAUGUUUUCAGAUGAUCAGAAAGUUUGUGAUGUCACUGAGACUUCAUCAGUGGCUGUGUUGAUGUCAAAGCUCAUGAAAAGAGACCUGCUUCCCUCUGCUCUCAUCUGGAUCACCUCCAGACCAGCAGCAGCCAAUCAGAUCCCCUCCAAAUACAUCAAACGUCUGACAGAAAUUCAGGGAUUCACUGAGCCUCAGAAGGAGGAAUAUUUCAGGAAGAGAAUCAGUGAUGAGCAUCAAGCCAGCAGAAUCAUCUCACACAUCAGAAGAGCAAGAAGCCUCCACAUCAUGUGCCACAUCCCCGUCUUCUGCUGGAUCUCAUCCACUGUGCUUCAGAAGCUCCUGGAAGAAGAUCUGAGUGCAGAAAUCCCUCAAACUCUGACUGAAAUGUACAUCCACUUCCUGCUGAUUCAGAUCAACAUGAGGAAGCAGAAGUAUGAAGAGAGAGAUCCAGAGAAACUCCUGCAGUCCAACAGAGAAGUGAUUGUGAAACUUGCUGAAGUGGCUUUCAAACAACUGAUGAAGGGCAAUGUGAUGUUCUAUGAGGAGGACCUGAUUGAGAGCGGCAUAUAUGUCACUGACGCCUCAGUGUAUUCUGGGAUUUGCACUGAGAUCUUUAAGGAGGAAUCUGUGAUUCAUCAGAGGAAAGUCUACAGCUUCAUUCAUCUGAGCGUUCAGGAGUUUCUUGCUGCUUUCUAUCUGCUUUACUGCUAUUUAAUAAAGAACAUGGAGCCACUGCAUGAAUUCAGAUUUUACAGAUCGAUUUCUAAAGUCUCUCUGUAUGAUCUGCUAACAUCAGCAGUAUAUAAAUCCCGUUACAGUAAGAAUGGGCAGCUGAAUCUGUUCCUGCGGUUCCUGCUGGGCGUCUCUCUGGAGUCCAAUCAGAGACUCUUACAGGAUCUACUGACACACACAGAGAACAACUCAGAGGACAUGAAGAGAACCACAGAGUAUAUUAAAGAGAAGAUCAAAGAUUCACAUGAUUAUUAUCUUCUCUCAGCUGGUGAAUCCAUCAAUCUGUUCCUCUGUCUGCUGGAAGUGAAAGAUCAGACUCUGUUCAGAGAUAUUCAGGAGUUUGUGAAAUCAGACAAACACUCAGAGAAACUCUCUCCUGCUCAGUGCUCAACAAUGUCCUACAUGCUUCAGAUGUCAGAGGAGACACUGAAUGAACUGAACACCAUGAAAUACAACACAUCAGACGAGGGGAGAAGAAGACUGAUAGCAGCUGUGAUCAACUGCAGAAAAGCUCUGUGA
Molecule: messenger RNA, 2240 nt
Organism: Cyprinus carpio (common carp)
Lineage: Eukaryota; Metazoa; Chordata; Actinopteri; Cypriniformes; Cyprinidae
Product: protein NLRC3-like
Exons: 4
Coding region: 234-2240 (668 amino acids)
Source: RefSeq, a predicted model, not a curated record